UUUGAUAAGUCAUAAAACCUAAUUGUCAAACCUUCAUCCAAAAAGGAUACAAAAAUAAAAUAAAACAAAAUAAACACAGAAGAUCAGAGAGAGAGAGAGAGAGAGAGAGAGAGAGAGAGAGGGAGAGGGAGAGGGAGCAAAUGGAUGGAGAUAUGAUUAACUUGUUGAAGGUAUGGCUCUCAGUCUGUCUGUGUGUAUGUUACUGCUAUGCCACGGCCAAGUUCGUCCCCAAGGGUUUAACAAGACUCAUUUGUUUCCUUCCAAUUGUCUGCAUCUUUCUCUACCUUCCUCUCCUCAUCUCCUCCAUACAUCUUGCCGGCAACACAUCUUUCUUCGUUUCUUGGCUCGCAAACUUCAAGCUCUUGCUCUUUGCUUUUGGUAAAGGACCUCUGGCUUCUGACCCAUCAAUCUCUCUCGCUCGUUUUGUUCCUCUUGCUUGCCUCCCAAUCAAGAUCCAACAAAAUAAGAACCCACCUCCAAAUCCAUUAGCCAAACACAAAAAAACUACCAAAAGUGAAGGAAUUCAAUCCGUACAAAAACAAAAUGGCCAAUCCAAAGAAAACACACCUGCAGAUCACCAAAACAAAGACAAAGAGAACCCUAUUCCCCAAGAUCCCAAGGUAGGCCAUAAAAUCCCUCUAAAUCAUGUCAUAAAGGCUCUGCUUUUUGGAAUUUUGCUACGUGCCUAUGAUUACAGUGACCGAAUCCCUCCAUACGCCAUGUGGGUUCUUUAUUCGCUGCACAUUUACUUGUUCCUCGAACUCGUCCUAGCCGUGGCUGCAGCCCUGGCUCGAACCCUCCUGGCCACCGAGCUCGAGCCGCAGUUCAACGAGCCUUAUCUCUCAACCUCGCUCCAAGAGUUCUGGGGCCGGCGGUGGAACCUCAUGGUCACUGGCAUCCUACGACCCACCGUGUACGAACCAACCCUCGGCUUCUCACGACGCGUCGUGGGCCGCAGGUGGUGGGCCCCGCUGCCCGCGGUCCUCGCGACCUUUUUGGUGUCGGGUUUGAUGCACGAGAUCGUGUUUUAUCACAUGGGAAGGAUGCCGCCCACGUGGGGACUCACGUGCUUCUUUCUACUGCACGGAGUGUGUUUGACGGUUGAGAUCGGUUUGAAGAGGGCGAUGUCAACCGGCAGGUGGCGGUUGCCGAGGUUGGUAUCUGGAGGUUUGAGCGUCGGAUUCGUGAUGGUGACCUCCUUUUGGCUGUUUCUUCCGCAGUUCUUUCGGUUUAGGGCUGAGAUUAAAGCGUUUGAGGAGUAUGCUGCUGUAGGUGAAUGUUUCAGGAAUCUGAUUAGCCCAUUUGUUUCCCGGGUUGGCUAAGUUUGGACACUUGGCAUUUUUUACGAGAAUUGUAUCAAUGAACAAGAAAAUACAUUUGUUUGCCUAAUGUUUGUGGUUAGGGAUG
Malus domestica (apple) is the source of this 1407-nucleotide messenger RNA. RefSeq names its product acyl-CoA--sterol O-acyltransferase 1-like. NCBI's taxonomy places the organism in Eukaryota, Viridiplantae, Streptophyta, Magnoliopsida, Rosales, Rosaceae. Gene Ontology annotation, biological process: lipid metabolic process. The record is from RefSeq and is a predicted model, not a curated record.